CUGAACCACGACUGUGCCCGUACACCUUACAAUUCCCAAGCCACCUCCGCUCGCAACCCUACGCAGCGCUGCGCGAUCAUGUCAACUCCCUCAGGCGGCAAGUCAGGGAACCCGCACAUACCCCCCGUCGCUCUCACCACUAUCCCCCAUGUCGAACCCUCGGCCUUCAAAGGCUACCUUAGUCAGCUCGAGUCCGAAUACGGCGGUGCACAAGUGUUUCGUCAGAACGAACUUGCACCGUGUAGAAGGCGGAAGACGAGCGUUUCGAAGCGCCGCCAGCUUGCGCCUACACCGCUGUCUACAAUUCCCUCUGUGUAUUUCGAUGAAUACUUUCGCCUCGAGAAUCCGCGCACUUUCGAUGUUGUCAGUGAGCAUGCGGAGGUUGUAAGGCGGCCACUGUCCACCACGGCAGACUGUAGCAAGGGCGCGAAUGGCACUGCUGCAAAUAGUAACCCGCAGCCUGUUAGGAAGGCGCUUACUACCAAUGCCAUAUUGCAAGAGAAGCUAUCAUGGUACAUGGACACUGUAGAGAUUUAUUUGAUAUCUUUGAUUUCGCAAGCGUUACCCUCUUUUUUCGCCGUGCUUAGCUCUCUUCGUGAACUCCAUGCCGAAGCGGCCGACUCAGUCGCAAAGGUCCAGAAGCUGAGGGAGGACCUCGCACAUUUGGAUAAAGAGAUGGCAGGGCGCGGUUUUGAGAUGAUCAGCAUGAAGCGAAGACGGGACAAUCUGAGAAAGCUGGGCGAGGCUACCAAACAGCUUCAAUGUGUCCUUAGCGGCGCCAGUCAUUGCGAGAAACUCGUAGACUCUAGGCAGCUAGAGACGGCCAUAUACCACAUCUCGUACGUCGAACAGCUUACGUCCGGAACGCUGGAUCCGAGAAUUGGCGGCGAGCUUAUCGAUCUACGCCGACUGCACACUCUUGAAGGACUAUCGCGAGACAUCAACCAGCUUCGCCUGCGGAUCGGGAAAGUUUAUGAAGCCCGAUUACUAGACGUCCUUUUGUGCGACCUGCGCCGACAUGUGUCCGGCGUACCGCCGAGAGACACUCUGGCGCGCUGGAUGAAUGCCACAAAACGCGCACGCGGCGCGACGGAUGCCUCCUUAUCGACACCCGCGUAUAUGAUGAGUGCAGAAAAGCUGCGCGAAGAUCUCACCCCUGUCCUGCAGGGACUUGGCCAGUCGCAGUAUCUAGCUACGGCAAGCACCACGUUUCGCGAAGCCGUCAUCCGAGAGAUGAAGUCUCUUAUCCGCCAGCACCUGCCGAGCUCUACUAACAACGACAAUGAGUCUGUCGCGUCUGCGUCCACGCUGGCAAGCGGUCGACGUCCAACCCAGCAGGAAAAGUCGAGCAUUCUGUCUCGCAACUUGCGUGCUCUUAGUCCCGAGGACGCAGAAGCGUUCUUCGUUAAGGUCUACUGCGGGAUAGGCGAAGCAUUACGGAGGCUUGGUGUACAGGUAAAGGUUCUCCUUAAUAUCACAAGCAGCAUGAAGAAGACUCCAAGCAUCGUACUCACGCCCGAAGAGAUGACUCAAGCUCUUAACAUGUCGAGCCUCCUCGGACAGGCAGUGGACAAGGCACAAUCGGAGACGACAAAGGUGCUGCGAGUCAGAACUGAGCAAACGGUUCGCCUUGGAUUGACCGAUUUCCUAAGCUACUUUACGCUGAAUCGCCUGUUUGUCAAUAAAUCGCUGAAAGGUGUCGUGGACAACCAAAUUCACGACUUUGUCCCGCUUCUGCACGAAGACCGCAUCAAUUUCAAGCCCGAGGACGCAGUGAUCCUGGCGCACAUUGUCCAGUCCAUGACCACUGAUCCCCCAGCAUGGAGCGCAGGCCUGGAAGUAGGCGAACGGAAUUUACAGACAAACGACAACCCUGCGGAGCCUACGAGUGCUGCUAAGCAAGAUAAGAAAGACCGGACACUAGCGGUCAUCAAGGGGGAGAAGUUUAUACUCGUCGAUUCGGCAGCAUUUGCGCUUCGCGACAUAGAGCAAUACACAAUCCUCCUGGCAUCGGUUCCCAGCAUGGCCAACGACAUCUCAGCGGCCCUGCUUGACUAUCUUAAACUGUACAACUCUCGCACACAACAGCUUAUUCUCGGUACGGGUGCUAAACUAACAGCUGGGCUAACCAAUAUCAAUACCAAGCACCUUGCUCUUGCGUCGCAGUCGCUGUCCUUCUUUAUUGCUCUAAUACCCUACCUGCGCGAGUGUGUCCGUCAAUACGACCGGCUGAAGCGCUUGUUCCAAGACCAUCAGUCUUCUAUCCACGACAAACUCGUCGACAUAAUGAGUUUUCGCGCGACCUGGGACGAUGAAGGCGAGGUGCAGGGGAACACGCUCACGCUACAACGAGUGCUGAGCAAGUAUCUGCCGGCGUUGAGCGUGAGGAUGAUCGUCGGACGGGUCUUUGUGAGGUACAAGGAGCAAUGGAGCAAGGCAUUCGAAGCGAGGUGAGUAUCUUCCUCGACAACAUGUCGUUGCUGGCUAACCAAUGUGCAGGCUUCUGCGAUACGCGGAGCUGUUCGAAGCAAAGCUCGGCAAGAUUGACGGCGCAGAAGAGCUCGGCGCGCACAUGAUCAAUAUUGUCAAGGCAAAGCAGGUCGCAUCCGAGGGCACGCCCGCAUGAGUUGCGGCUGCAGCCAACGAAGCACGGCGGGAGAGAC
Messenger RNA from Trematosphaeria pertusa, 2663 nucleotides. Its product is annotated as Vps54-domain-containing protein. The record is from RefSeq and is a predicted model, not a curated record. Lineage: Eukaryota; Fungi; Ascomycota; Dothideomycetes; Pleosporales; Trematosphaeriaceae. Gene Ontology annotation, cellular component: GARP complex. Gene Ontology annotation, molecular function: syntaxin binding. Bases 79 to 2454 code for a protein of 791 amino acids. Gene Ontology annotation, biological process: Golgi to vacuole transport; retrograde transport, endosome to Golgi. The transcript is spliced from 13 exons.